This is a messenger RNA of Vigna angularis (adzuki bean), 1325 nucleotides long. Its product is annotated as endonuclease III homolog 1, chloroplastic-like. The record is from RefSeq and is a predicted model, not a curated record. Gene Ontology annotation, biological process: base-excision repair, AP site formation; nucleotide-excision repair; base-excision repair. The transcript has 10 exons. Gene Ontology annotation, molecular function: DNA binding; DNA-(apurinic or apyrimidinic site) endonuclease activity; oxidized pyrimidine nucleobase lesion DNA N-glycosylase activity. Lineage: Eukaryota; Viridiplantae; Streptophyta; Magnoliopsida; Fabales; Fabaceae. The coding region runs from base 76 to 1089 and encodes 337 amino acids. Gene Ontology annotation, cellular component: nucleus; chloroplast nucleoid.
CACGCACUCUUCUCUCUUCACACCGACACAAACAUCUAAAAGACAACAUUUUUCCUGAAAUGUUGGGACGAAUCCAUGUCUCCAUUCCUGCCAAAACCACUCAAUUUUUUCCCUCAAAACCUCACCCAGUGUCUCAACUUCGAGCCUCUGUCACCACCAAAACAACCAGAAAAAGCUUGCAGCUUCAUCACGUUCCCGAAAUUGAAACGGAAAAUCAUCAGAAAAGUAAGUCUCAUUCCGAUGACAUGUGAUGGGAUUUUACCCACAUGCAGGGGAUCCCUGGAUUUUCACUUGCACGCGCAAGAUCAAAUGAAUUGGUUCAGAGUGUUCAUGUAUGUAGGUGAAGCCCCUGCCAACUGGGAAAAGGUUCUUCAAGGAAUUCGCCAAAUGAGGAGUUCUCCAGAUGAACAUGAACCAGUUGCACACGAGGAAACUGCUGAUAAUACUGUUCUUCCUAAGGAAAGAAGAUUUGCUGUCCUUGCAUCUUCCCUUUUAUCAAGCCAAACUAAGGGGCAUGUUUCUCGUGGAGCGAGUCAAUGUCUUCAUGAAAAUGGCCUGCUUACCGCAGAAGCAAUGAACAAAGCUGAUGAAGAAACCAUCAAAAAGUUGAUUUACCCUGUUGGAUUUUAUACAAGAAAAGCCAGUUACUUGAAGAAGGUUGCUAACAUUUGCCUCAUGAAGUAUGAUGGAGACAUACCUAGCUCAAUUGAGGAACUACUCUUGCUGCCAGGAGUAGGUCCUAAGAUUGCUCAUCUGGUUAUGAUUCGUGGAUGGAACAAUGUCCAAGGGAUAUGUGUAGAUACUCACGUCCACCGCAUUUGCAAUCGUCUUGGGUGGGUUUCGAGAUCAGGCUCAAAACAGAAAACUUUGACACCAGAAGAAACCAGACAAAGGCUGCAACUAUGGCUUCCGAAGGAAGAAUGGGUUCCAAUAAAUCCUCUUUUGGUAGGAUUUGGACGAUCAAUUUGUACUCCUCUACGACCUCACUGUGGAGAGUGUAGUGUGAGUAGCUUCUGUCCAUCAGCAUACAAGGAGGCUUCAAGCUUUUCAUCCAAGUCCAAAAAAUUUACAUUGAACAAGAAGCCUUGAUCUAGUCUACUGGAGCUGAUAAACUUUUUGAGGUUCAUUUGGAAGGAUUUGACUCCUUUGAAAAGGAGAAAGAAAAACAUGUAAUUUCAGUGUUAAUAAGAACAUCAAAUACUCACCUUCUAACACAUGCAUGUACAUGUAAUACCAAGAAUUAAUAAGAUAUGAUCGACGUUUGUAAGCUGAAAUAUUGCUUUAAAGGUUUAAACUGAUGAUCUUCUGAUUAUAAGAUAAUAUAA